AUGUUACCUCGUUCUGAUGAUGUUGGUCAUAUGACGGACGAAAGCUUAGCACCUUUUCACCAGAAUCGAAGGAGAUCGCCUCGGAAACAGCGUCAGCAUGAAUGCUCCAGUAAAGCCAAUCGACAGCUGGUCAAGUGGAAUCCGCUGUCGUCUUCUGGUGGAGCCGACCUUCGAAUCUCUUCACCCAACAUUUUCACUCGAAAUGGAAGUAAGCUCAACAAUUGUGAAACAAGAGAUUCCUGGAAGCGCAACUUUUCUUCGCAUGUAUGA
This is a messenger RNA of Protopolystoma xenopodis, 270 nucleotides long. Lineage: Eukaryota; Metazoa; Platyhelminthes; Monogenea; Polystomatidea; Polystomatidae. The record is from the annotation of a GenBank genome assembly.